UUGAGAAUACAGAGAUGUAGAUGUGUUGCUUCUUCCUGCAGGAUAAUGUACCGGGAGCUGAAGGACUCGGACAAAGAGAAGGAGAGCGGGAAGACGGAUUUAUGUGAGCACAGUCUAAGUAUUUCGGGAGGUCGUUCUGGCGGCCAGAGCCCGAGCUCGCUCUCGGCCAAUCAGAGCAGUGAGAUCCUGUGCGUGGCACGGGAGAUGGCGCAGGCGAAGGCGGGCUGCAGCCAGAACGCCUGCGGGGUCGAGGACGUCCUGCAGCUGCUGCGCAUUCUCUACAUCAUCGGUGGAGACGGCGCCUCCAACGCACGCACUCUGCAGGAGGGUACAGACUCACCUAAUACACGCUAA
Etheostoma cragini (Arkansas darter) is the source of this 354-nucleotide messenger RNA. RefSeq names its product E3 ubiquitin-protein ligase HECTD1-like. The record is from RefSeq and is a predicted model, not a curated record. NCBI's taxonomy places the organism in Eukaryota, Metazoa, Chordata, Actinopteri, Perciformes, Percidae. The coding region runs from base 46 to 354 and encodes 102 amino acids. The transcript is spliced from 2 exons.